AUGACGGGCACUAGGUGCCAGAGGCUGAGCUGCACUGUAAUUGCUGAGGGAGUAAAGCACGAGGCAGAUUCUGAGUAUGUUCCAGACGAAAAGUCUAAGAUGACGCUCCGGGUGGCUCCGCUUGUUUAUUUCAUACUGCUUGUCGACACAGUGGCGGAUCAAAAAGGUGUUAAAUGUGGCGGCAUCCUCUCGGCGGCGUCGGGCAACCUGUCCAGUCCAAACUUCCCGGGUUUUUACCCGUACAACAUCCGCUGUUCCUGGCUCAUUGUUGUGCCGGAAGGUUCCUCGGUGCUGCUCACCUUCCAACACUUUGAACUGGAGUACCACUCCAGCUGUGCCUACGACCAUGUCAAGAUCUACAACGGUGUAGCCGGCGACGAGGGCAACCUUCUGGGUACCUUUUGUGGCGACGCCCCCCCGCCGGCCUUCACUUCAUCCUGGAACGUCAUGUCGGUCAUCUUCCGCUCGGACCGUCACGUGGCGCACAGGGGCUUCAGUUUGGGCUACAGGAAAGAUAUGUGCGGCGGGGUGCUAACAGGCCUUUCGGGCGUCAUCUCCAGCCCAGGUUACCCCGCGGAGUACAGCAACGACGCUGACUGCUCGUGGCUCAUCCACGUCUCCAACAGCAGCGCCGUCACGCUUCUCUUCUUGGAUUUCCAGAUGGAAAACAACGAGGGGUGCCAUUUUGACUACGUGGCCCUGUUCGACGGCCCCACGGUGGCGCAUCGCCACCUGGGUACGUACUGCGGGGCAAACAAGCCUCCCGCCACCGUCACCACCGCCAGCCAACUGCUGCUCGUCUUCAAAUCUGACUUUAACAUCGGGGGGCGGGGCUUCAAGGCCUAUUACUACUCAGGCGAAUGCCAGCAAGUGCUUUCGGACGUGUGCGGCAACUUCAGCAGCCCAAACUUCCCGCAGAUCUAUCCAAACAACAUCAACUGCCACUGGAGCAUUUCGCUGGCGGCUGGCUACCGCAUCAAGCUCUUCUUCCCCGUCAUGGACCUGGAAGGCCGCAACAGCCUCACGGAUGAGUGCGACUACGACUGGGUGGCCGUGUACGACGGGGAGCGGCAGUCGGCAGACGCGCUCCUCGGACGCUGGUGCGGCGCCGAGAGGCCGUCGUCGCUCGUCUCCCGGGGCAACAAGAUGCUGGUGGUGCUGAGCACCGACAGGGAUGAGGCGCACAGAGGCUUCACUGCUUCUUAUCUUGGAGUGGUGCCCGUCAACGUGAGUUGCACCAGGUCAGAGUUCACCAUCCUAAUACCCCAGCACUCGUUACCCCAGUUGGACCGUGAGCGAAUCUACCUAGGCAACCCCACAUGCACCGCCCAGCUGACGGCCACCUCUUACAAGAUCCUCGCCCAGUUUGUCAACUGCGGCACGGCCAACCAGAAGCACCGUAACGUCACCAUGCUGGUCAACAAGCUCUACAUUGACUUUUCUGACGGCGAGCGGCGCAACGUGCAGGAGUACAAAGUGCAGUGCGACGCCAUGCGCAAGGUGGCCUCGGCGUCCAUCGUCUCGGCCGAGGAGCGCCGGCUCGAGCGGGAAGCCGUGAGUGGCGAGGCCGCCGCCGCCGGAGGGGGCGGGCUGGGGCGCGCCGACGUCGAGCCCCACGACCUCAGCGAUAUCGUCUUCAUUAGUAUCUGCGUCCUAGCUGUCAUCCUCAUGGUGAUCGCCAUUGUCUGGCUCGUGUUGCUUUAG
This is a messenger RNA of Syngnathus typhle (broad-nosed pipefish), 1704 nucleotides long. RefSeq names its product CUB domain containing protein 2 (gene cdcp2). The transcript has 6 exons. Lineage: Eukaryota; Metazoa; Chordata; Actinopteri; Syngnathiformes; Syngnathidae. The coding region runs from base 1 to 1704 and encodes 567 amino acids. The record is from RefSeq and is a predicted model, not a curated record.